This is a messenger RNA of Vitis riparia (riverbank grape), 1421 nucleotides long. RefSeq lists its product as uncharacterized. The transcript has 2 exons. Lineage: Eukaryota; Viridiplantae; Streptophyta; Magnoliopsida; Vitales; Vitaceae. Bases 53 to 1201 code for a protein of 382 amino acids. The record is from RefSeq and is a predicted model, not a curated record.
UACAAGUGUCUUGAGAGAGAGAGGGGGGAGAAAACGGAGAGAAGCAGAGGCAAUGGAGCGGUUGAUUUACUCCUAUUCUCCAAUCCCCUCCAAAGUCCGUCUAAAGCCCUUUUCUCCUCUCUCUCCUAUCCCUUCACUUCCUCCAUUCGACUCCUCAAGACUCUGUUUUUCUUCCUUCUCAUGCACCCAUCUCAAGCGCCUCAACGCCUCAACGCCCCAUUCUUCUUUUCUCUGUUCUUUAGCGCCCUUGCUUGCAUCAUCCUCGUCUUCCUCGGCUUUCCAGGCUGAGUCACCCGACGAGUCGGUUUCCCCACCCAGUUCUCUCCCACAGAUCGUAGCAGGAGCUUCCCAGCAGCGAAAGGCAGCAACUGCUGGGACAAUAACACUACUCUCAGCUCUUACCAUUCUCUUAAUCCACCCAGUUCUUGCACAACCAGCUUUUGCAACUUUCCAAACUGCAGCCAAGACUGGGGGUCCAGCUGCUGCUACAGUAGGGGGACAACUCAUCCGGACUGAAUUACUAAGUAGUGCUUGGACUGGUUUCUUUGCUGGCUGCUUACACACACUAUCAGGGCCUGAUCACCUUGCUGCUUUGGCUCCACUCUCAGUUGGCCGUAGCCGCAUGGAAAGUGCUGCAGUUGGAGCCCUUUGGGGCUGUGGCCAUGAUGCUGGUCAGAUGAUCUUUGGCCUGCUCUUUCUGCUGCUAAAGGACCGCCUCCACAUUGAAGUCAUCCGAACUUGGGGCACCAGAGUGGUUGGAUUUACUCUACUUGUUAUUGGAGCCAUGGGAAUCAGGGAGGCCUCAGAAGUCCCUACUCCAUGCGUGGCUGUGGAGAAUGGUGAGUGUGAUGUUGGUACCUAUGAGGCGCUAGAAAACCCUACAGCUAAGAAAAAGAAGAUUGGAUUUGCAACUUUCGCCACAGGGAUCGUCCACGGCCUGCAACCUGAUGCACUGAUGAUGGUCUUGCCUGCACUUGCAUUGCCUUCCCGCUUGGCCGGUGCUGCAUUUCUGGUAAUGUUCUUACUAGGGACUGUAGUUGCAAUGGCUAGUUAUACUGUAUUCAUAGGCUCAUGUAGUCAGGCUCUAAAAGAAAGGGUCCCUAGAAUAACUGAGAAACUCACUUGGGCAUCUUCCCUUAUAGCAAUUGCUCUUGGAUUUGCUAUUCUCAUUAGCCAGUUUUUCGGGUUUAGCUUGUACUGAUUCACAUGACCAUAUUCAGGUUUAGCAUGUUCUGAGUUUCCUCCAGUCCUAUAGAAAGAUCUUGAGAAGGCCCAAUGAAUUUGGUUACUAUCAAAAAUUCAUCUUCAUAGCAUCGAAUAUUUAUGAGAAUCAUCCUCCUUAUCAUUGAAGGUUGUAAUCUCUGUAAUUCCUUUAUAUUCAGAUUGAUAUUCAGGUUGGAUGAAGUGCCCCAUUCUACAAA